AUGAGCUACCAGCAACAGCCCCCUCCGCCCCCUCAGCCACCACCCCCUGUAUUCUUCCCCUCCCUCUAUGACCGAACUACCCAAAGCACUAACCUAGCUGAUUGUGCCCUCUGGCGGAAGCUUUUCGUGCCAUUGCGAGGAGGGGAAGCAGCACCAGCCGGGCCUCAACGCCCUCCCCCUGGGCUCGGGCUCCUGCCACUCACAAGCGAGCGUUGCUGCCCCCCUCCCUGGCCAGCUGGCCUGGCUCCCAUUCCCUAUGAGCCCUUGCGCUUCUUCUGUCCUGCUUCAGAGAGCACUGAGGCACACCAGCAACAACAGCCAGAUGGGGAAAUCUGUGAGCUUGGCAUCCGUCUGAAGGAGCUGGAACUGUUGGCACUCACAGGGGAUGGCUCGGACCCACAGCAGUAUAAGCUUCUGAAGGCACUAAAAGAUGAAAAGACACAAGAUGUAAUGACAGGACUGACCCUGAAGAAACAUUCACCUGCAUCAUGAGAGUUAUUUACGUCUCAGCUGGGAAAUUUGGUGGUGUGGCAAAGCUAUAGGGAGAGACACGGGGCCCAUAGCCUGCCGAUUGACCCCUCAUGGACUGUUUCUACAAUAUUCUCAUUUUGACAAUAAAAGUAUUUUCAUCCA
Candoia aspera is the source of this 633-nucleotide messenger RNA. It is a transcript of the gene C1H11orf91, whose product is annotated as chromosome 1 C11orf91 homolog. Bases 1 to 492 code for a protein of 163 amino acids. The record is from RefSeq and is a predicted model, not a curated record. Lineage: Eukaryota; Metazoa; Chordata; Lepidosauria; Squamata; Candoiidae. The transcript is spliced from 2 exons.